CUGAUCAAUGACAUCUCCUCAUUUUUCCUUUUGGCUGGAGCAGCUCCCCAUCGGGUGACGUGAGGCCGUGUGUCCAGGACCCCUCCCGCCCAUUCUCCUGUUUGGUCAGCAAGUCCGAGUUCUGGAGCACCUACCGCAUGAACGUGACGGAGGUCAACCCACUGGGUGCCAGCUUCCGCCUCCUGGACGUCACCCUUCACGCCAUCAUCAAGCCGGACCCUCCUGAGGGCCUUCGGGUGGAUCCGGUGCCCUUUGCCCCCCAGCAACUGCUGGUCAGCUGGGAAUAUCCAUCCAGCUGGCCCAAGAAGCCCUCCUUCCAGCUUCAGUUCCGCAUCCAGUAUCGGCCCAUCGUCUACAGCUCCUGGUCGGUGGUGGAGACGGGCAACCUGUCCAAGGUGAUCACGGACGUGGUGGCCGGGCUGGUCCACGUGGUGCAGGUCAGCGCCAGGGACUUCUUGGACGCCGGCAGCUGGAGCGAGUGGAGCCCCGAGGCCUGGGGGAUGCCCGCCAGCAGUAAUGUCAACACAGGACCAGUGGCCACAGUGAGCAACGAGCUCGAAGAUCCAGCAGAGAAUCCUUCCUUGGCCCCCAACGAGUCAGUUGGUAUGUACAUACAUGAGUGCCAAACAUGGCAUUAA
Anolis sagrei ordinatus is the source of this 638-nucleotide messenger RNA. Lineage: Eukaryota; Metazoa; Chordata; Lepidosauria; Squamata; Anolidae. The record is from RefSeq and is a predicted model, not a curated record.